Molecule: messenger RNA, 1013 nt
Organism: Dioscorea cayenensis subsp. rotundata (Guinea yam)
Lineage: Eukaryota; Viridiplantae; Streptophyta; Magnoliopsida; Dioscoreales; Dioscoreaceae
Product: phosphatidylcholine:diacylglycerol cholinephosphotransferase 1-like
Exons: 2
Coding region: 136-924 (262 amino acids)
Molecular function (GO): diacylglycerol cholinephosphotransferase activity
Source: RefSeq, a predicted model, not a curated record
CCACCCCUACACCCACCCACCCACCCACUUUUUUUACAUGCUAUUAUACUGGUGGCAUACCCAGGAACAUGCCUUGCGACUACACAGUUGCAGCAGAACAGAGGAAGCGCCAUCAAUCAUCUCCAUCUAGGACAAAUGGCGAUGGAUGCCACUCUGAGCCGAAGAGCUGCUAAGGACGGACGAGAACAGAUGAUGAACAAUAACAGUGGCGAGAAGAUGAACCAGACACCACCAGCGGCUGGAAUGCGGUGGUCCUUCAGUUAUAUUGUUCGCUUGCUUGGGCAACAUCCCUCACUAUGUCUUUUUGGUUUAUCUCUCCUUUUUUUUAUGGGCGUUGAAUACACCAUCCGAAUGAUCCCUUCCACUUCUCCUCCUUUUGACAUAGGCUUUGUCCUCACUCACUCACUCAAUAACUUUCUCUCCACCCAUCCCUCCCUCAACUCCGUCCUCGCCGCACUCAACACUGUUUUCGUUGUCAUGCAGACUACUUACAUUAUUUGGACUCUCUUAAUGGAAGGGCGGCCCAGGGCAACUAUUUCUGCUCUGUUCAUGUUCACUUGCAGGGGCAUUCUUGGAUGCUCCACCCAACUUCCUCUUCCAAAGGAUUUCCUGGGAUCUGGAGUCGAUUUUCCAGUGGGCAACGUCUCUUUCUUCUUGUUUUUCUCGGGACAUGUGGCUGGGUCGGUGAUUGCAUCUGUGGACAUGAGGCGGAUGAAGCGGUACCAGAUGGCUCGGUGUUUUGAUGCCUUGAACGCACUUCAGGCUCUGCGCCUGCUGGCCACCAGGGGCCACUACACCAUUGAUCUGGCUGUUGGGGUUGGCGCAGGCUUGUUAUUUGAUAACCUCGCCGGAAAGUAUGAGAGGGGGUCUGCAAAAAGUAAGCACGGGGGAUCAUGUUGUUGCAACUGUGGAUUCUUCACAUGACCCGCCAUGGAUAACUUUUUUUUUAGAGUUUAUUUUCCUAUUGUUUAUCAUCAUUAUUUUUCUAUCUGUACUAAACUCUAUUUCUUUAA